Molecule: messenger RNA, 1782 nt
Organism: Caenorhabditis bovis
Lineage: Eukaryota; Metazoa; Nematoda; Chromadorea; Rhabditida; Rhabditidae
Source: the annotation of a GenBank genome assembly
AUGGAUAAAAUUCAAACGAUUUUAGUAAUAUAUGGAUUUUUUCAAAUUACAAACGGAUUGAGUUUAGAAAAAUAUGGAAAGAGAAUCGAUUUAUCACCUCCAACGACAUCAUCAUAUAAGGAAUGGUAUGAGUCGAAUCGACAACAUAGCACGAAUGUCACCACUAUUGCGGAAUUCAAAUCACAGUUACGAAGGAGUUUAGAAAAUACGACAGCUGCGUAUAAUGCGACAUUUCUGGAAGAACUUGGAGAGGAGCGAAGGAAAUUCCUCGAAAAACUAUGCGAAGGAAAAUUUAUAAACGACCAACGGAGAUUGAUUGAAGAGCUUCUGGAUCCGCAGUAUUAUGAGAAGACAGUACAUCCAAGGAGAAACCAUUUGGAGCCAACAAGAGUGAAUUUGAGCAUGAGUUUGUAUCAGAUCCUUGAUGUCGAUGAACAUAUGCAAAGUAUUGAAGUCAACGUGUGGAUGGUGCAGCAUUGGUAUGACGAGUUUCUUGACUGGAAUCCCAGACAUUAUGGGAUGAUAAAUCGCACAAUUGUACCGUCUCAUCAAAUUUGGAUUCCAGAUACAUAUCUUUAUAAUAGCGAAGAGCUCGAGCAGAAAAAAGCCGAAUCGAUAAUGAACGCGCAAUUGGAAACGGGAUAUUGGUCGAAUAACUCGAAAGGAGCACGAGUCCAAUUGAUGUUCCCCGCGAUUUAUAAAUUGUCGUGCAGAAUGGAUGUUCGCUGGUUUCCAUACGACAGCCAAAACUGCAGUUUUAUCAUUUCUAGUUGGACUCAUGACAAGAGUACUAUUGAUUAUUGGCCCCUAUUCCCUAGUGUUAAUCUCGCCAACAUGGCUCGAAACGACGAAUGGGAAGUGAUCAGCUUCGAUUUCGUUCGCAUCGAAGAAUCGUUCAAAUGCUGCACAGCACCCUGGGUGAUGCUCUACGCCAAUUUGGUGAUUCGACGAAAACCGCUGUAUUACAUGAUUAAUCUGGUGGUGCCAACGUCGAUCAUCACAAUUGUCGCCGUCACCGGCUUCUUCACCCCGACAUCAUCGUCGAGCGAAAGAGACGAGAAGCUAUAUCUUGGAAUCAACACAUUGCUGACAAUGUCCGUGAUGAUGCUGAUGGUUUGCAACCAAAUGCCUUCGACGAGCACUUAUGUCCCUUUAAUGAGCUGGUAUUAUAUGGGAAUCAUUGGCGUUAUUGUAGUAGGAACAUUCAUCGCAACUAUUGUAUUAGCAAUUCAUGGCCAGAAGCAUUAUACUCUUCCAAUUUCGGAUUUCACUCGAAAAUUGAUAUAUAAUCCAAUUGUGGAGACAUUCAUUUUAAGUCCACCAACGUCUCUCAUUGAUUUGUGGACGGAAUUCGGAGUGAUUUCUGAGCAACGAGUUUCGACUAAUAUCGAUCCACUCCUUCUGCAACACAUCAAUCCAAUUACGCACGCGACGCCGGAGCCUCGCGCAUUUUUCGGCUCCAUCAAAUCGCGAAUGUCCGAUGUUCAAUCAUCAUAUUCGUACACCGCGCGACUCGCGACAAUCACUCGACAAUACACACAACAUGCAAAAAUGCGCGAAAGGCAAAAGACUCUGUACCGAAUGUCGGCGGAUACAAGCCAAGCAAGGAAUGUGAAAAAGCAAAAAAUGCAGAGAAGAGUUUCGCUGGAAUGGGAAUUUCUUGCAAACGUCAUCGACCGUGUGCUUCUCACCAUUUUCUGCGGCUUCACAAUCGCAGUAUUCCUGAUUCUCGUCGGGUUCGAUUAUUUCUUCACAAUUCAUAACAAGCCGGUUCGCAAGUAA